Myotis daubentonii (Daubenton's bat) is the source of this 6965-nucleotide messenger RNA. RefSeq names its product protocadherin 10 (gene PCDH10). The record is from RefSeq and is a predicted model, not a curated record. NCBI's taxonomy places the organism in Eukaryota, Metazoa, Chordata, Mammalia, Chiroptera, Vespertilionidae. Gene Ontology annotation, molecular function: calcium ion binding. Gene Ontology annotation, biological process: homophilic cell-cell adhesion. Gene Ontology annotation, cellular component: plasma membrane.
CGCAGGCUCCAGGGCUGAGCCGGAGGAGGGAAAGGCUGGAAGGAAGAGCGACAGCUUAGAGGGAAAGAGGCUUGGGAAGGAAACAGCAGGAAAGAAACUGCUCAUCACACCUGCAGCGAGUCAAAGGACCGUGGGAAUGAGGACGGAGAGAGACAAGACUGUGGAAGCCAAAAAAUACAAAUAGAGCGAAAGAGGAAGGAAGAAGAAGAAAAAAAAUGCCUAGAACAUUCAUCCGGAGAAAUGAAGAGAAUGAAAGUUUUAUGCUGCAGAGCCGUUAUAUGCUUUUCCGGCACAACAUUCUCUCCCUGCUUUUAAGCCCUUUGGCAUUUGCCCGCCGUUGACAUUAAGAGGCAUGUUCAGCGGUGCCGGCAGCAUCUCCUCUUCCUUCUCCUCUUCCUCUUCAUCCUCCUCCUCCUUUCCCUCCUCCUUCGCCUCCCAUCAGCAGGAAGACAAACCGAGGACAGUCUUGAAAUAUCGAAAUUUCCUCCUUGGGAUUUGCCAGCGUCGCGUUGCGCCAAGACUGUCGGAAUAAAGGACGCUGACUAUUGUAUUAUUAUUUUAUUAAUUGGUCAGUGGGAAGAUUACAGAUGAGGAAAGGGGACGCCUGCCACUCUUCCUGCGCAAAGAUUGAAAAAUGAGGCUGACCUGGGGGAAGCCCUAAAAUGAAGCAAAAAGAAUAAGAUUUUUAAGGACAGAAAGCCACAGGAUCCCCCCCCCCCCCACACGUAGAACACUUUUAUUUGUAUUUAAUUUUUUUUUUUCUCGAGCCGGUGGGGGAGGUGACUGGCGGGCUGCGGGAAGCUGCUUCCUUCCCCGUUGGAGAUGAUUGUGCUAUUAUUUUUUGCCUUGCUCUGGAUGGUGGAAGGGGUGUUUUCCCAGCUUCACUACACGGUGCAGGAGGAGCAGGAGCAUGGCACUUUCGUGGGUAACAUCGCGGAAGAUCUGGGCCUGGACAUUACAAAACUUUCGGCUCGCAGGUUUCAGACGGUGCCCAACUCUCGGACCCCAUACUUGGACCUCAACCUGGAGACCGGGGUGCUGUACGUGAACGAGAAGAUCGACCGGGAGCAAAUCUGCAAGCAGAGCCCCUCCUGCGUCCUGCACCUGGAGGUGUUCCUGGAGAACCCCUUGGAGCUGUUCCGGGUGGAGAUCGAAGUGCUGGACAUCAAUGACAACCCCCCCUCCUUCCCGGAGCCGGACCUGACCGUGGAGAUCUCCGAGAGCGCCACGCCGGGCACCCGCUUCCCCUUGGAGAGCGCCUUCGACCCAGACGUAGGCACCAACUCCCUGAGGGACUACGAGAUCACCCCCAACAGCUACUUCUCCCUGGACGUGCAGACCCAGGGGGAUGGCAACCGGUUCGCCGAGCUGGUGCUGGAGAAGCCGCUGGACCGAGAGCAGCAAGCGGUGCACCGUUACGUGCUGACCGCGGUGGACGGGGGAGGCGGGGGAGGAGGAGGAGGAGGAGGCGGCGAAGGAGGGGGAGGCGGCGGGGGAGGGGGCCUGCCCCCCCAGCAGCAGCGCACCGGCACGGCCCUACUCACCAUCCGAGUACUAGACUCCAACGACAACGUGCCCGCCUUCGACCAGCCCGUCUACACGGUGUCCCUGCCCGAGAACUCGCCGCCGGGCACGCUGGUGAUCCAGCUCAACGCCACCGACCCAGACGAGGGCCAGAACGGCGAGGUCGUGUACUCCUUCAGCAGCCACAUCUCCCCCCGGGCGCGGGAGCUCUUCGGGCUGUCCCCGCGCACAGGCCGGCUGGAGGUGAGCGGGGAGCUGGACUACGAGGAGAGCCCGGUGUACCAGGUGUACGUGCAAGCCAAGGACCUGGGCCCCAACGCCGUGCCCGCGCACUGCAAGGUGCUGGUGCGGGUGCUGGAUGCGAACGACAACGCGCCGGAGAUCAGCUUCAGCACCGUGAAGGAGGCGGUGAGCGAGGGCGCGGCGCCCGGCACGGUGGUGGCUCUGUUCAGCGUGACCGACCGCGACUCGGAGGAGAACGGGCAGGUGCAGUGCGAGCUGCUGGGGGACGUGCCGUUCCGCCUCAAGUCUUCCUUCAAGAAUUACUACACCAUCGUGACCGAGGCCCCCCUGGACCGCGAGGCGGGGGACUCCUACACCCUGACCGUGGUGGCCCGGGACCGGGGCGAGCCGUCGCUCUCCACCAGCAAGUCGAUCCAGGUGCAAGUGUCCGAUGUGAACGACAACGCGCCGCGGUUCCACCAGCCGGUCUACGACGUGUAUGUGACCGAGAACAACGUGCCGGGCGCCUACAUCUACGCCGUGAGCGCCACGGAUCGCGACGAGGGCGCCAACGCCCAGCUGGCCUACUCGAUCCUCGAGUGCCAGAUCCAGGGCAUGAGCGUCUUCACCUACGUGUCCAUCAACUCCGAGAACGGCUACCUGUACGCCCUGCGCUCCUUCGACUACGAGCAGCUCAAGGACUUCAGCUUCCAGGUGGAAGCGCGGGACGCCGGCAGCCCCCAGGCGCUGGCGGGCAACGCCACCGUCAACAUCCUCAUCGUGGACCAGAACGACAACGCCCCGGCCAUCGUGGCGCCCCUGCCCGGGCGCAACGGGACGCCCGCGCGCGAGGUGCUGCCGCGCUCGGCCGAGCCGGGCUACCUGCUGACUCGAGUGGCCGCGGUGGACGCUGACGACGGGGAGAACGCCCGGCUCACCUACAGCAUCGUGCGGGGCAACGAAAUGAACCUCUUCCGCAUGGACUGGCGCACCGGGGAGCUCCGCACCGCUCGCCGGGUGCCGGCCAAGCGCGACCCCCAGCGGCCUUACGAGCUGGUGAUCGAGGUGCGCGACCACGGGCAGCCACCCCUGUCCUCCACCGCCACCCUGGUGGUGCAGCUGGUGGAUGGCGCUGUCGAGCCCCAGGGCGGGGGCGGGGGCGGGGGCGGGGGGUCGGGGGAGCACCAGCGCCCCAACCGCUCCGGCGGCGGGGAGACCUCGCUGGACCUCACCCUCAUCCUCAUCAUUGCGCUGGGCUCGGUGUCCUUUAUCUUCCUGCUGGCCAUGAUCGUGCUGGCCGUGCGCUGCCAAAAAGAGAAGAAGCUCAACAUCUACACGUGUCUGGCCAGCGACUGCUGCCUCUGCUGCUGCUGUGGCAGCGGGGGCUCGACCUGCUGCGGCCGCCAAGCCCGGGCUCGCAAGAAGAAACUCAGCAAGUCGGACAUCAUGCUGGUGCAGAGCUCCAACGUAACCAGCAACCCGGCCCAGGUGCCCGUGGAGGAGUCCGGGGGCUUUGGCUCCCAUCACCACAACCAGAAUUACUGCUACCAGGUCUGCCUGACCCCUGAGUCCGCCAAGACCGACCUGAUGUUCCUUAAGCCCUGCAGCCCCUCUAGGAGUACGGACACUGAGCACAACCCCUGCGGGGCCAUUGUCACUGGCUACACUGACCAGCAGCCCGACAUCAUCUCCAACGGAAGCAUUUUGUCCAACGAGACUAAACAUCAGAGAGCAGAGCUCAGCUAUCUAGUUGACAGACCUCGCCGAGUUAACAGUUCUGCAUUCCAGGAAGCGGACAUAGUAAGCUCUAAGGACAGUGGUCAUGGAGACAGUGAGCAGGGAGAUAGUGAUCAUGAUGCCACCAACCGUGGCCAGUCAGCUGGUAUGGAUCUGUUCUCCAACUGCACCGAGGAAUGUAAAGCCCUGGGCCACUCGGAUCGGUGCUGGAUGCCUUCUUUCGUCCCUUCGGAUGGACGCCAGGCUGCCGAUUACCGCAGCAACCUGCACGUCCCUGGCAUGGACUCUGUUCCAGACACCGAGGUGUUUGAAACUCCGGAGGCGCAGCCGGCGGCAGAGCGGUCCUUCUCCACCUUCGGCAAAGAGAAGGCCCUUCACAGCACGCUGGAGAGGAAGGAGCUGGACGGACUGCUGUCUAGUACACGAGCGCCUUACAAACCGCCCUAUUUGACACGGAAAAGGAUAUGCUAGUCAAUUCUACAGGACUUCCCUGAAGCAGCAUGAUUUGCACAAAGUCGACCAACAAAAGCAUCAACUUUUCAACUUCAUUAUCUUGGCCAUCCAGUUAGUUGUGUGUAACUGAGUAUUAGAUUGCCUCCGCAGUCAUCCUGGCCAAUCAUAGGACCUCCUUGCUCUCAGCAGGCCUGAGAAAUGAGUUGAAAUGUGCAGAACUGUAGAAACUUUAGGCAACUGAUUUUGCCUCUCCGAUCAGUGUGUGCCUGUUUACAGCACUAUAUAUCUUACUCUCUCCAAAUGUCACUGAGCCCUUUAGAUGUUUAUAUUCACCACGAGAAGCCAGUCAUAAGGAUAAAGGAAAUUUGUGCAUUAUAAAUGCAAUAUCACUGUUUUAAACUUGACUGUUUUAUAUUAUUUUUGUGUGAUCAAGUGUUCCCCAAACUAUUCCAACUUUACAAGAAAGAUUGUGAUUAUGUUCUUUUCACCUGUGGGUUACAAAAAAAAUGUUAUAUUCUGAAGUCCCACAAGUUAUCAAAGACAUUCUGUAGUUUAUACACCGUGUUGCAAAGUGUUUACUGUACUAUUUCAAAGCUUCUAAAUAAAUAUAAAAUAUAUAUAUUAUAUUAUAUAAUUUUCCUAAAAUGUGGUACAACUCAGUUGGUUUUUAAAUGGAUUCAUACAGUCCACAUCAUACAAUAAAGUAAAAAGGUAAUUCAGGGUCCCAAAGAUGAACUUACUAAUAAAAAAAAUAAGCAUUAGUAGUUUCCUCCCAGUUUUCAUCUUAUUCAACCCUGUUUUUCCUUGUUUAAAAGAAAAAGAAGCUCUAAGCUACAAAAAUUUUGUCUAGAACUUGUACUGAAUUUUCAAUGCCAAAGAUAUAGCUGUCGAUGUUAUCAGAGAACCACUGAACAUGUACUAUCAAAAUACCUAACAAUCUACAUUAUUUCGAUUCUAUUUCUAUGGCUUUGAAUUUAGAAUCAUUUAAAGCUUUUAUAAAGACUCUAUACAUUCAUCCGUAUUUGUUGUUAGAAGAAAAUCACUGGGUGUCUGUACAUUUUUUGGUGUAAAAUAUGUUAUUGAAGAUGACUAUUUUAAGAAGUCCUCAAUCAUAGAACUCACACAGAAUUUUAUUUUACAUAGUUUUGCAUAGUUUUGUGACUUCAAAUAACACAUGCAUAUAAAAUCUAUUUAUAACUCUAUAUGAACAUAUAGAGAUAUAUAAAUCUCUGAACUGGUAAUGAAUAACUGUAACAUAUAAAGAACCUCUAAAUUUAAAGCAAAUUUAAUAAAUUUGGAGAUAGAAACAUGGUACAUCAUUGGCUCAGUAUUAUCCUAUGUGUGAAAAUUUUAUAGCUUAAGUGUAGUCAGUGUUGUAUUAAUGAGAAAAUUCUUCAUGUGUCAGCCUUGAAAACUGAAACCUGUCAUUUACUUUAUGUCAAAAAGGUUAAUUACUAAAUUCAGUAGAAUUCAUUUUUCCUCUACAUAUAUCACUUUUUCUACUGUUUAUUGCUUAUUGAAACACAAUUGAGAGAGAGAAAAACUAGAGGAUGUGAGAUAACCUUCUAAACAAAAAACAGAAUUGUCACAGAUUCCCAUUAAACACACACACAUACACAACCUUCAACAUUAUAGCUAAAGCUUUGCCCAAUCUAAAUUACAGGCCCACUUUGAAACAUUUCCCUUAAUUUUUAACUGAUCUUAUUUUCAAUGAUAGUUUGAGCUAUGCUAUGUUAAUGUAAACAUAAAUGUUUUCCAACGCAUUUUAUAUCAUUUAAAUGGGAAUAUUUUCCUUAGAUUUAACAUUAAAAUGCAUACAUAUGUUCAUAGGUCCUUGAUGUGAAUAGUUGAGUGAUAUCUUAGUAUCAGUUAUUUGUCUGUCAUUGAAUUAAAUAUUUAUGUCAUAAUCACAAUCAGUUUAUAUAACAAAAUAAUGUGCUCAUUGUUCUAGUCUUUUAGGGACCCUUUAAAAAUAUAAAGUUAUUUCAUCAAAUGUGAAACAAAAAGCACAUAUAUUCAUUAAGUGCAGCAGUAAAAAUUUAUCAAAAAUUUGGCAUUACUACAUUAAUAUUUGGAAUGAUGGGCUAUUUUAGUAAGAAUAUGUUUCUAUAUAAUUUAACUUAAAAAGUGUGUUUCUUACAAUUGCUUUUUUAAAAAGAAAAUUAUUUUUUGUUGAAUCACCCUGUUUUAAUUAAAAACUUUCAUUUAUCAUUUUACAAUUAUGGGAAAAACCCAUAUCCAUCUGUCUUAUUAUGUGUGUUGAAAAUAAGGUUAUACCCACUUUAUAUAUAAUGGCUAUAUUAAUUCAUUUGACUUAUUUUUUCUUAUUAUUUAGCCCUUUAUAUUAUUGUAUAUAAUCUCCUUUGAACCAGCUUCUUAUAUCAUAUAUUUGUGCAUUCGUUUUUAAAUAUAUCGUAUUAAUCAGUAAUACUAAUUUUCAUUUUAUUAUAAGGCUACAGAAACAAAAACAACAAAACUUUUACCUAAUUGUGAGACAAAUAGAAUUAUUUAAACAUGACAUUCUAACUGAUUAGGUUAUUAAUCAACUACUACAUUUGGAAUAAAUCAGAAAUUACAACAGAAUAAGGUAUGAUUUUAGUACAUUGGCUAAAAUGUCACAUGUUAAUGAAGGGGACUAUUUAAUAGAAAAUGCAACCAACCAAUAAUUGAAGGUUUCCAAAUAAGCAUUUAUUAGAUUUACAUGCAAAGAAUUGUACAAUAGUUUUUCUAUUUACUUUAGUCAUCCUAAUAUCAAAUUUUCAUAAUUUUAUAUAUAUCAAAUAAAUAACAUCCAAAUUAUAACCCAGUAUUUCAUCAAUAAUUUAUUUCAGAAAAAGAAUAAUUAUGAUAUUUACUCCUUGUUAACAUAGUUAGUUUUAGAGUAGUAAAAAGUCAAAAUAUUUUCCUGUGGAAACAGUGUCUUAAUGUUUCAAUGGUAUGUCAAAUGACAACUUCUAGAAAUAUUUCAGCCACAUGUAAAAUUCUAAUUUGUAACUGUGAAUAUAAUUAUGUGAAAUCAUUUUAAGUCA